Trichobilharzia szidati is the source of this 321-nucleotide messenger RNA. NCBI's taxonomy places the organism in Eukaryota, Metazoa, Platyhelminthes, Trematoda, Strigeidida, Schistosomatidae. The record is from the annotation of a GenBank genome assembly.
AUGACAGGCGAACGCCUUAAACAUCCCAUCCCACCUACUAGUCUUCCUAUUGAAUAUCAUACACAACGCUUACGCGCUAUUCAGGAUUUUGAGCCAGAUAAUGCUUAUGACCGACUUGGAUGUGCUGUUGACGACCGUUUCUUAUUGGUUCAUGAAGAUCCGAACUCGGAUUGGUUACUAGCCACUUCAUUGAAAUCUCGUCAUUCAGGUUACUUACCUAAAUCGUGCGUUGAGAAAGAAUAUCCCGAAAUUAUUGAACGUUUGGAUUUCUUUCAUCCUGAUACAACUUCACAUCCCAAAGAGCUGCUUAAAAGAGGUUAG